CUGCUGACUGUUGAACAUUUUAGUUUAGUGUUUGCGUAAAAGUAUACAGCAACGCGUUAAAUAUUCGAGAGUAAAAAACUCUGCUAUUUUUCUGUUUCAUUUCUGAAAUACUUUACAUACAGAAUAAUUUUUGUUGUUUUUCCGUAAAUAUAACAAAAAAGGAAAAAAAAGAAAAAGCAACGAGAAAACAAAGAAGUUCACGUAUUAGCCAACUGGAUAAAUUUAGAACGAAAAAGAGUCAUGUGUUGCAUUCAAGGAGUUUUCAAGUAAAAUCGAGUUUAAGCGAAAAAGAUAAAGACUUGAAUUAUUGAUUUGCAUCAUGGAUUGGUCUGAAGGUGAUUUAGUUUGGUUUGAUCCUGGAAUGGGUCAUCCGAUACCCGGUGAAGUGCAAGAAGUCCAUCGCGCUGCCCAAGUAAUAGUUGUACAAGCUCUCAUUAAAAAUAAGCCCCAAACGUUUGCCUUGCAACCAGGCGAGGGUAACCUGCGGCCACGUCAAGAUUUGGAUAGUAGCGGGGUCGAAGAUAUGACUAUGCUAGAUGACUUACAUGAAGCCUCUCUACUAUGGAAUUUGCGGUUACGUUAUGAUAAAGGACUAAUUUAUACAUUCGCUGGCAGUAUUUUGAUUGCUGUCAAUCCGUAUAAAAUGUUUCCAGAUUCAUAUGGGUUGGAAGUGGCCAAACAGUACGCUGGAAAGCCAUUAGGAAAUAUGCCGCCGCAUCUCUUUGCGAUAGGGGCUGCUGCCCAUUCUGCAUUACCUUCGCCGCAAGUUGUGGUGAUUUCUGGUGAAUCAGGUUCAGGCAAAACCGAAUCAACAAAACUCGUUAUGCAAUAUUUGGCGGCGGUGGUACCAGGUGGGGGAUCUGCUUCAGCGGUAAUCACUGAACAAAUUCUUGAAGCUGCGCCUUUGCUAGAGGCCUUUGGUAACGCGCGUACCACCCGUAAUGAUAAUAGCUCACGUUUCGGUAAAUAUUUGGAAGUUUAUUUUAAAAAUGGAGCUAUAGUUGGUGCUAAAAUUACGCAAUAUUUGUUGGAGAAAUCUCGCAUUGUUACCCAAGCUCCCGGGGAACGUAACUAUCAUGUAUUCUACGAAAUGUUGGGUGGUUUGAGUGAGCCAGAACGUAACAAAUAUGGUCUUUUGGAAGCUGACAAAUAUUUUUAUUUGAAUCAAGGGGCUACUGAUUGUGCGCCCGGUCGUGUGGAUUGGGGUUCACUGCAAAGUGCUAUGCAAGUUCUUGGCGUUUCUGAGGGAGAACGGGAAGGUAUCAUACGUGUAUUGGCGUCAGUACUUCACUUGGGCAAUGUUUAUUUCCAUCGCCGUCAAUUACGUCAUGGACAAGAAGGUGUUGAAGUUGGUUCAGAUGCAGAAAUUAAAUGGGCUGCACACCUGUUGCAUAUUUCAGCCGAAGGUUUACAUCGUGCUUUAACCAGUCGUAUUACAGAAGCUCGCUCGGAAAGACUUCACACACCUUUAGGAAUAGAUCAAGCUCUUGACUCGCGAGAUGCCUUUGCGAAGGCUCUGUAUGCGGGUCUUUUCAAUUGGCUAGUAUCUCGUAUUAAUUCGAUCGUUCAAAAGGGAGGCACUCAUGAUGCUCAUCGCAUAUCGAUUUUGGAUAUUUUUGGAUUUGAGGAUUUGGCUGAAAAUUCUUUCGAACAAUUGUGCAUUAACUAUGCUAACGAAAAUUUGCAACUUUACUUUAACAAGCAUGUUUUCAAAUUGGAACAAGCAGAAUAUUCGCGUGAACGCUUAGAAUGGACGCCUCUGACAUGGGAUGACAAUUUACCGGUUAUACAUCUUUUGGCAAAAAAGCCUGUGGGCAUAUUCCAUUUAUUGGAUGACGAAUCAAACUUUCCUAGAGCAUCUGAUAUGAGUUUUUUGGAAAAAUGUCACUACAAUCAUGCCUUAAAUGAAUUGUAUUCUCGACCUCGUAUAGGAGCUCAAGAGUUCGGCAUUACACAUUAUGCCGGCCAAGUUUGGUAUUGUGUUGACGGUUUUUUGGAUAAAAAUCGUGAUGCUUUACGCAGCGAUGUGUUGGAGUUAUUGGGUUCGAGCAAACUUCAAUUAGUGGUAGAUCUUACCAAACAGUUAAGAGCUCAACGGGAUUCUGGAAAAACUUUGCCCAAAGGAAACAAUGGUCGUUUUGUGACGAUGAAACCACGCACUCCCACGGUAGCGGCGCGUUUUUCAGAUUCUUUGCAACAGCUGCUGCAAUCAAUGGGACGCUGUAAUCCAUGGUUUGUGCGCUGUAUAAAGCCAAACAAUGAAAAGCUUUCUCUUAAAAUGGAUAUGCCAUGCGUACUUCAACAGUUGCGUUAUUUGGGCAUGCUUGAUACUAUUCGUAUACGUCAACGCGGUUAUCCGGUGCGUUUGCGAUUUCAGCAUUUCGUUGAACGUUACCGUCAUAUGAUGAGAACGCCGUUACCAAGAGGAACUCCGUAUAGAGAACUUUGCCGGAUUCUGUUGGAAUCUAUGCCCAGCACUAGUAUUGAAGGUCCAGAUUAUCAGCUAGGCGCUACUAGAAUAUUUUUACGUGAAGCCUUGCAUCGUAUACUAGAAACUGGACGUUCCGAUUGUUUAAAAACGGCUGCUGUAGUUAUUCAGAAGAAUGUCCGUGGUAUGUUAGUCCGUCGGCUUAUUUCGCGUAAAAAAGUGGCUGCGAUUCGAAUACAAGCAAAAUGGAAAGGGUAUCGUGAACGCAAAAAUUUCCAAGCCUUACUGGAGGCAGUUUUGAAAGCCCAGGCUCUGUGGCGUGGUAAAUUAGGACGCAAGCACGUUGAAAAAUUGCGUGUAGAACACAAGAGGCGCUUAGAGGCACAGAAAGCUCAAAAGGAACGUGAAGCUAAGAAAUUAGCGCGAGAGAAUUUGGAACGCAGUCAACUUUCUUAUUUAGAUAUUCCAGCGGAAUUGGCUUUUAUAUAUUCAAAAAUUGAUGGUUGGACUCCUUUGCAUGGCGAUCGUCAUCUAGUGAAAGUAGUAGGCACUGUGCCUGGGCCGCCUGUCUCCGCCGAUCUGCCUAAGGAUCUUGAUCAGUUUUCUUUUGGAAAGUUUAGUUCUGUUUAUUGCAACGGGUUGCGUCUUUCUCCACGAAGGGAACCUAUUACUGCACCUUUUCUAACUAGAGCCGCUUCUAGAGAUCAGGAUUUUCAAAAUGCGUUAGCAGUUUUCAAAUUGAUAUUGCGCUGGGCAAAUGAUAAAAUGAUGGAUGGCAACAAAGAAAAGGUCCUAUCUGACUACAUUGUUCAUAAAGGGCUCUCUUCACGUGGAUUACGCGAUGAAAUAUUAGUUCAGCUGUGUAAUCAAGUUUAUACCGCUGAUGAAGAUCAGGCUAUGCGCAUAUGGCAAUUGAUGGCACUUAGUUUAUCUUGUUUCCAGCCUGGACCAGCAUUUAGUAAAUAUUUGAUCAAAUUCAUUGUGGACAAUGCUCCUGAUUCUAUCCGAGAUAUUAUGUUAAAAAAAAUCCUUCGCAAUACCGGAAGCACGAAUACGCAAGCUUGUAGAAACUUUCCCCCUUCGUGGGUGGAAUGGCGAGCCGUUACGCGCUUGUCCGAUAUAGCAGUGGCGUUAACGUUACCCGAUGAUGUUAUUCAAACAGUCGCUAUUGAUUCGUGGACUACUUGUGAGGAAGCCGCUUCUCUAGCUAUAUCCACGCUGGGAAUAUCUAAUCGUGGUUGGACAGUUGUAUUUGAUGACGGAAAAUUAAUCAGUGACUCCUGCGGCUUAGAUUAUGUUCUUGACUUAAUAUCUGAAAAGGAACUUUGUCCCGCUUUUCCAGCACUGCGUAGUGACUUGAUGACCACAGGCGCAAAGUUUAAUAGAUUUAUAAUGCCAGAAAGUGAAACAAAUACACCUAAAAGACCCCAAGUACCACCGCCAGAACCACCCAAGAUUAAAGUAAAUCCAAUCAGCGAAUCACCAAUUUCUGAUUCAAAUAAUGAGCAACCGAUUCGAAAGAACUCAAGAAAUCUACUUUCCAGAAGUUCAGCUUUAAAUGAACGAUACUUUGAACAAGAAAAAACAAGGUCGAAAUCAUUAGACGAUUUGCUAACAGGUAAUGAUACCGACUUGGAACCUUCCACAGAACCAGAACCCUUAACCGAGCUGGGUCUUUCUGAAAGUCGUCUAAAUGACCGAUAUCAUUCUGCUGAACGGCUUACUCCAAACAUGGGUAAGGACGGAGGACCUCGUUAUCAAAAAUCUCAAUACGCUGGACGUCGUUCACACGCUGGUUCACAUUCGAGUAAAUAUGUUGAUAAGUCGGAAUAUGCAACACGUUCUUCUGCCAUGUCGGAUACUAGUGAAGCUCCGUCCUUGGCAUCACACGUACGCCGAGUGCGCGUACCGUCCCAAGCAUCGGAUGUUGACCAAUUUUUAGAUGAUUUAUUUAGUCCCGUAUUGGAUGGCUCUUUAGACGAACUCUCAGACGCGAGGUCUUUGGCUGCCAGUAUACGUGGAGGUAAAUCGGUGGAAUAUAGAGAUGGGAAUGAUUUUUUCGAAGCCCCUUUCGUUGAUGAAGACAUGCUGUGGAAAGUGUCUUGUUUAAGUCAAAAAAUUAAAGGAGGUGGCGAAAAAAGUGGCGGAGAAGCAAAUUCAGCCAAUUUGGACGAAUAUAUUACUGGACUGUUCAAACCAAUUUUUGUUAACGACGCUGUUAAAGUUUUAACAGAACAAAACGAUCUAAUAGAAACAAUUAAAGGAGGAGGUGGAACUACACAUAGUCCGCAGAAACCUACAAGUAGUUUUGUUACUUCUCCAAUUAUCGGACCUAUAAGCCCUUUAUUAGGCAACUCUGAUAGUUUAUUGCAAAUAGUCAAUAUUCCGCCAGACGCCGAUCCAGCUAUAUAUCAGCAUCAGGUGCAAAGAGCAUUUCUACAAUCGGCUAUGGCACAAAAUUUACAGAUUCAGCAGCAACUCUUGGCUCAGAAUCAGGCUUUGCAAACCUUACUCAGUCAGCAAGAUUCAGCAGCUGGUACUACUUCACCUCCUCUCAUACCAGUAUUAGCUGCAGUGCAGCAAACGCCAGGUGCAAAUAAUAGCAUAACGACGAAGAUGAACAUAACAGCUGCCGAACCGCAAAGACACAUUCGUAAACAAAGUGUUAAAAAUCGAAUUUCUCAAUUUUCAGAAAAUGAACGCAAUCGUAAGGCUUCCUCAGAAAGUAAUGGAUCUUUAAUUCCUCCGCCACCACCUCCUCCAAUGCCUCCACCUAUUGAAAUCAAAGAUCCGUCAGAAACGCGGCAUUUCUUAGAUCCAUAUGGUCGUGCUAAAACUGUCAGAAUUGGAAAGUGGCGUUGGCCUCCGCCGCAGGAUGGGCCACAAUUUGAAACGGAAGAAGAUUUUUUUGCUUUUAAGAUGAGACAAAAUCAGCGCAAGACAACUCCUCAAUCCCAGUUAAAUAGUAGCAAUGGAUCAUUAGCGGGCUCCGUAAUGGAAUGGGAAGAAUAUGAAGUGGAUAAUUCGAAAAGUCCAUCACCAGCAGCUAAUAUGCCUAUACUAGCGACACAAAUUGUUAGAACUCAAAUUAAGGUCGAAACUGGAUCGAAAAAUAUCAAUAAUAAGCCAGUAUUUGAGCAAAUUCAACAACAAACCUCUAAGAUAACAAAAAAGAGUUUCGAAAUCGGAGCCGAUCGACCACCGCCAGGUAGUGUUGGUAAGCUAAAGCUAAGUUCAGAAAUGCGUCAACGGUUGGAACAAGUGACAGCUGGACAUUCUAUUCGUUCAACGGUCAGUACUAAGUCAGAACAACGAGCUCCUGCCAAAUUAGAAGACACUCGCAAAAUGAUGCUUCAACAGCAGUUAAGUGGACAUUUCGGUAACGUGGAAAUCGCUGUGCCGGAUGUGCAAUCUGUGCGUUCUCAAAUAGAGCGCAUGGAAGGUAAAUUAUCGCCUCAGCCCAAUUGGCCAUCGCAUGUACCACCUGCCCCCUCAAUACCAGCACCACCACCCCCUAUUAGACCGCCCAAUGUAGCACCACCAGCGCCGCCACCCGUGCCGAAGAGUCCGCCAGUCCAAUCAACAAAAAAGGAGGAAAAUGAUUAUAGAAGUCAAAAUAAAGAUGUACCGGCAUUUAUACAACGUCAAGAAAGGGACACCUUCGGCGUACGUCACAAAUGGAAUACCGCAGAGGAUUCGAAAAAUGUUUAUGAUUCUUGGGGUCGAUCAGAGGCAGCUAAAUUGGAUAUGGUGUAUGAAACCAGUUUUAAAAAAGAGAUUAAACAUGAGCGGGAUCGUUCUCGCUCCAGAUCUCGAUCAAGAGAUCGUGAUGAUUUCUCUGAGUCAGUUUGGGAUCGUACGGAAGUCGAAGGACCAGGAUCAAGCGGUAGUGAUCGUGAACGCGAAAAAGAGCGUGAAAAGCGUGAAAGAAUUUAUGAAAUGCGGCAAGUGGAACGUGAAAAGGAAAGCAAUAAAGUUUAUCAGCCAGCUCCACCUAAAGUAAUUACUGCUACUACUGAACGCUCUAACGACUAUGGAUCGACAAUUGAACGAAAGUACUCAUAUCAAGGGACAGUAUUGGAGCAAAAGAGAAUAGUUUGCGCAACAACUGUACCUAAUAAUAGUACUCCAGCUACAUUUCGCACUCACAUGGCUCAAAAAUAUGAAAAGGAACGGAAAAGAAAAACUUCAGCUUCAACCACAAUGUCGCAGAAUACACGGCGAGAUGAGGAAGUAGAUGUAGGGGAUGAAUGGCCUUUACCAGCUGUACCAGCGCCUGUUCUCGCACCUUCGUCUCUGAAAAGUCCAGCCAACGCAUGCCUUACUUAUAAUCGUGUGCCAUGGAAGUUAAGAGUUCGCAAAGAAGUCUUCCAUCCGAACGAACCUAUAGGCUCUCCAGUAGCUCUCGAUCUGCUAUUUGCCCAAGUGAUAUCUGACGUUUUCGGUAUUACACCCUCUCUACGUAUUUCUCCACAAGAAAAGACGGCCGCUAUAAACAUGUUAAGCGGUCACGGUGUUACAGUAGACACUAUUCACAGUCAAAAUGUACGUGCUCUUGUGAAGCGCCAUCUUAUAGAUUUAGCUCGUGAGUGGCCAUUGUAUUUUGCGCGUCUGUUUCCAAUUCAAGGUGCACCACAAUAUUCAGAUGUUUCAAUUAUGGGUAUAUCGCAUAAUGGCAUUUUUCUAGCGAGACGUGACGCCGAUUAUUUGAUUGUUGUGCAAUCUAUGCCGUAUUCGGAGAUACAAAAUAUAAUCACAUUGCCGAGACCGGCAUCAUUACAAUUAAAUUUGCGUAAUGGAAAAAUUGUCGCAUUACACGCCACUAGAGCAGCAGCUAUACAGGCGAUGGUUACCAGCUUUGUACAGGAAUUUAGAAAAACUCAAAUCAAACCAACAACUACACUAUCAUCGGGUGUUCGAGCCGCCGCACAGACACUCAAUGUGCCCAUUGAACGUCUUGAGUCGCGGCAAUCGAAUCAUCGUGAGCCCAAUAAUAACACUAGCAGUCAUACUUUGCGCAACGCUUCACCUCUGAUGGCAAAUAUCGCUUUUGAAGAACAGCAGCAACAUCAUUUUCAACAACAAUACCGUGAUCGUGAUCAUCAUUCGAGGAAUUUACUUAGUGACAGCAUGGAUCAUCAUUUACAUCAUAAUCAUUUUAAUGGCCAUUCGAGUAACGAUGACGACGAUCAUAUAAUUGUUAAUCGUUUGGAGUCGUCAUCGCAAGAACAAGGCUUACUUUUUACUGAUCAACAACAACAACAGCAAUCACAGCAGCAGCAACAAAAACAACAACUGCAGCAGCAACAUCAAUAUCCAAAGCAAAUGAGUUAUUUACAUACGGGACGUAAGGUACUAAGCAAUCAACAGCAACAACAUGCUGCGGCCGGACAUCUACGAGACAAUCCAAAUUCUAAUUCUGCAGCAAAUUUAAAUCAAAGCAUCGGCGAUGAUCAUGGCAGCGGUGAUGGAGGAGGUAGCGGUGGUGGUAACGGUAGCGGUGGCACCACAUCGCCAUCGGUGACACGUUAUUCGCUAUUGCAGUUCGCAAUGCAACAUUUUCGAAACGAUCGCGAAUCCAAUGAACGGUCUAGUAAUCGCCAUUACGCGGAUUUGGUGAAAUGGCAAGAUAGUCCGAUACAUGCACCGCUCUUGCGUUUGCCAAAUGAUUUGGCUCCUCUCGCAUUAGAAUGCUUUGAUUGCAUUUUACGUUAUUGCAGUGAUAUACCCAUGGAACCUGAAUUAAGUGAAGUCAAAUGCGUUUAUACGGUUCUCAUGCACUGUCACAAAUAUUUGGCAUUGCGCGAUGAGGUCUAUUGCCAGUUGAUGAAACAAACUACUGCAAAUCGUUCUUCUUGCCCGGAUUCUGCUCAAAGGGGUUGGCGUUUAUUAAGUAUUUUGGCGGCCUAUUUUGGUUGUUCGGAUGCUUUACGUCCCUAUUUAGUUGAACAUCUAACCUCAGCGGCCUCCGAUCGUAGACGUUCUUGUCAUGGUACCGCUGCGGUAUGUUUGACAAAUUUGCGAAAAACAGCCAGAUGCGGCGGUCGUAAAAAUGUCCCCAGCGUGGAGGAAGUGACCGCUGUGUCCGCUGGCCGUUCAGCCAGACGACAGAUAUAUCGUUUACCAGGCGGGGCAGAACGCGUAGUUAAUACACGGUGCUCGACAGUAGUAGCUGAUGUUAUAUCAGAGCUUUGCGCCCUUUUAGGUAUCGAAUCGGAGGUUGAGCAACAAGAAUUCUCCUUAUAUUGCAUUGUGCAAGGCGAUGCAUUCACUAUGCCUUUGGCAGCUGACGAAUACAUUUUGGAUGUGACUACCGAAUUGUUGAAAUCGGGUCAACCAUUCUAUUUAAUAUUCUGCCGUUCAGUUUGGCAUUUUUCACUGAAACGUGAUCCCGCACCUACGCCUCUCUAUGUAGAGGUAUUAUUCAAUCAGGUGGCUCCUGAUUAUUUGGAAGGUUUACUUUUGGAGCUGCCAAGCAAUGGUGUCCCUAUGCCUGAGGUAGUACGAGAUAUGGCUCGUAUCGCUGCUCUACUACAUAGAGCCGCUGACUUAAGUCAUGUGCCCGCCAUGAAAGAAAUAAAAUUCCUCUUACCAAAACCAGCUUUGGGUGUACGGGAAAUACGACCCGCCCAAUGGGUGGGUUUGGUUCAAUCCGUUUGGCCGCAGAUUGUAAAUUUAAGUCCUGGGCAAGUUAAAGCUCAAUUUCUGAAUGUACUGUCGGCAUGGCCAUUAUUCGGUAGCAGUUUUUUCGCUGUAAAACGAAUAUGGGCGGAAGAGGCUCCCCAUAUAGACGAAAAUCAUAUCUGGAGAGAUUUGAUACUGGCUUUGAAUAGGCGCGGCGUUUUAUUCUUGGAUCCCAAUACUCAUGAAACUUUACAGCACUGGCCAUUUAUGGAAGUUAUUUCCACACGCAAGGUGCGCUCUGAGAAUGGUGCCCUCUUUUUGGAUAUGAAAGUAGGCAACCUAAUGCAACAGCGUGUAAUCCGGGUACAAACUGAGCAAGCCCAUGAAAUAUCACGUUUGGUGCGGCAAUAUAUUACAAUGGCUCAAAUAAGUCAAAGAGAUAAAUAAACAUUCUUUAGCAUCAUAAUUCGCUUUUCUUC
Molecule: messenger RNA, 9531 nt
Organism: Glossina fuscipes
Lineage: Eukaryota; Metazoa; Arthropoda; Insecta; Diptera; Glossinidae
Gene: Myo10A
Product: unconventional myosin-XV
Exons: 7
Coding region: 320-9499 (3059 amino acids)
Cellular component (GO): cytoskeleton; myosin complex
Molecular function (GO): ATP binding; protein binding; cytoskeletal motor activity
Source: RefSeq, a predicted model, not a curated record